AAGCGAACAUUCCACACAAACAGCAGUAAGAAACACCAAACCAUGGAUUAUAAGACAAAUCAAAGCUCUUUCCUCGUCAAUGUUCUUCUUCUUCUUCUUCUUUGUUCUUCGGUCUCUGCUCAACAACUUCGGACGGAUUUUUACCGAAAUUCGUGUCCGAACGUGGAAACGCUCGUCCGGAACGCUGUCCGACAGAAGUUCCAGCAGACGUUCGUCACCGCUCCCGCCACCCUCCGCCUCUUCUUCCACGACUGCUUUGUCCGUGGAUGUGACGCGUCGAUACUGAUAGCGUCGCCGUCGGAGAAGGAUCAUCCGGACCAGCUGUCGUUGGCCGGGGAUGGCUUCGACACUGUCGUGAAGGCCAAGCAAGCCGUCGACAGCAACCCUAACUGCCGCAACAAAGUCUCUUGCGCCGACGUCUUGGCUCUCGCUACCCGUGAAGUCGUCCUCUUGACCGGAGGACCGAACUACCCGGUGGAGCUAGGGAGAAGAGACGGCAGACUAUCGACGGUGGCCAGUGUCCAACACAGUCUCCCGCAACCCGGUUUUAACUUGGACCAGCUCAAUUCCAUGUUCUCCCGUCACGGUUUAUCCCAAACCGACAUGAUCGCCCUCUCCGGAGCGCACACGAUCGGAUUCUCGCACUGUGGGAAAUUCUCCAAGAGGAUCUACAAUUUCAGCCCGAAGAACCGGAUCGACCCGACAUUGAAUCUCCGGUACGCGUUGCAAUUGAGGCAGAUGUGUCCGGUACGAGUCGACCCAAGAAUCGCCAUUAACAUGGACCCCACUACGCCGAGGACCUUCGACAACGCUUAUUUCAAGAACCUUCAACAAGGAAUGGGUCUAUUUAGCUCCGACCAGAUCUUGUUCACGGAUCAACGGUCCAGAUCUACCGUUAAUCUCUUCGCCUCCAACGAAGGAGCCUUCCGACAAGCUUUUGUCUCCGCCAUUACCAAGCUGGGUCGCGUCGGCGUUCUUACCGGUAAUGCGGGUGAGAUCCGGAGGGACUGUACACGUGUCAAUUAGAGAUUGGUUGCCGCGUUUUUCCCCGCUCUUUUCUUCUUUUGGAAAUUCCUGGGUUUUUCUUUCGUGUUUCUUAUUUUGUGUUUCUAGUUUCCGAACACAAGGAAUGGAAUUGGAAGACGACAUUGGCAGAUGUUGUAGCGGAAAUCAGAAGGAAUAAUGACGAAAUUUCGUCUUUCUAUUUUGUGUUUCUAGUCUCCGAGCAGAAAUAAAGAUGGAUUUUUUUUUA
Molecule: messenger RNA, 1252 nt
Organism: Tarenaya hassleriana
Lineage: Eukaryota; Viridiplantae; Streptophyta; Magnoliopsida; Brassicales; Cleomaceae
Product: peroxidase 16
Exons: 4
Coding region: 43-1026 (327 amino acids)
Biological process (GO): hydrogen peroxide catabolic process; response to oxidative stress
Molecular function (GO): peroxidase activity; heme binding
Source: RefSeq, a predicted model, not a curated record